Guillardia theta CCMP2712 is the source of this 1506-nucleotide messenger RNA. RefSeq names its product U3 small nucleolar RNA-associated protein, U3snoRNP. Gene Ontology annotation, molecular function: protein binding. Lineage: Eukaryota; Cryptophyceae; Pyrenomonadales; Geminigeraceae. The record is from RefSeq and is a predicted model, not a curated record. Gene Ontology annotation, cellular component: nucleolus. The transcript has 9 exons. Bases 1 to 1506 code for a protein of 501 amino acids. Gene Ontology annotation, biological process: rRNA processing; positive regulation of transcription by RNA polymerase I.
AUGGCGGAACACGGCGAUGGCUUCAGGAAGCUCGAGAUGCAGCGAGCGCCGCGGGCACCAGAGGCCUCGACGCCCGAGCAGAGACACUGGAGGAGAUACAAGACGAGCCUGGUCACCAAGGCCUAUGCAGCUGUGCAUUGCGUCGCUUUCUCUCCUGCUGCCCCCUACGAUUUUGCCGUCACCAACUCUACCAGAGUGCAGAUCUACGGGUCAAGGGGGAAGGCAGUGAAGAAGACGAUCAGCAGGUUCAAGGACAUUGUAUACACCACCAGCUUCAGAGACGACGGGAAACUUCUCGUCGCAGCGGGGGAGGAGCGCAUAGUGAAAGUGUUCGAUGUUGAGUCAGGAGGUAUGCUCAGAAUGCUAAAGGGCCACUCGAAGCCGGUGCAUUCAUGCGGCUUUUCCAGAGACAGGCUCCAUUGCAUCUCAGGCGGGGACGACGCUGUCGUGAAGUACUGGGAUGUGGCGACUGGAGAAGAGACCAUGAAUCUUGAAGGACACAAGGACCACGUUCGCUGCGUCACUACCAGCCCGACUUCACAGGACGUAGUCGUUUCUGGCUCCUACGACCACACUGUGAAGCUGUGGGACUGUAGGAAGGGGGCCAGCGUGCUUACGGUGGAUCAUGGCGGGCCAGUGCAAGCGGUGCUGAUGCUGCCGGGAGGAGGAGUGAUGGUUACGGCGGGGGGGAACGUGAUGAAGGUGUGGGACGUGCUGGCAGGAGGCCGGGUGCUACAUGCCAUGGCGAACCAUAGCAAGCCCAUCACCUGCCUGGCGUACGAUGAGAACGGCGGGAGGAUCCUCUCCGGUUCUCUGGACCAUCAUCUGAAAGUCUACGAUGUACAGGAGUACAGAGUUCGUUACAGUCUUGACUACCAACAGCCCAUCUUGUCGCUCGGCUUCAGUCAAAAUCAGAGCACGAUCGCUGUGGGCAUGGCGAACGGCCUGCUGAACGUCCGGUCUCGUCCGACGGAGGAGGAGAAGUUGUCAAAGGUCAAAGCCAAGAAGAACCCACGGGGAGGGACCUUCCAGUACUUCAUCCGUGGGCAGUACGACAAGGCCAACGAGGAGGACGACUUCCGUGUGGAGAGGAUUCGGAAGCAGAAGCUGGCUCCCUACGACAAGAUGUUGAAGAAGUUUCCAUACGGGACCGCGCUGGAUGCAGCUCUGAGGACGACGAACCCACUUAUCAUCGCAAGUCUCCUCCACGAGCUCUACGUCAGAGACUGCGCUCGCAUCGCUCUCUCCGGGAGGGACGACACCACCCUCAUCCCCAUCUUGAAGUUCAUCUGCAAGUACAUCUCCGUCCAGACUUACACCUCGCUGCUCACUGACGUCAGCAACACCAUCCUCGAGUUGUACACGGUCAUCAUUGGCAGAUCGGAGGCUGUCGACGAACUUCUCUGGAAGAUCAGGAUGCGCGUGCAUGAGCAGCUUAUGAUGGACGCCAACUUGGUCGCGCUGCAAGGAAGUCUAGAGCUCAUCCUCGCCUCCACCCUUCACUAA